UGUAUGGGAAUUAAGUUACCACUUGAAGUUUAUUUAUCCAAAUAGUAACAUCAUCUACCAAGAAGAAAAAUGGUUUCCUUUGAAGAAGCUUGUGAAUUGGCCAAAAACUUCGGCAAGAAGCCCUCUGACUCCGAAUUCUUGGAAUUCUAUGGUCUCUUCAAGCAGGCCACCGUGGGUGAUGUUAACACCGAUAAGCCCGGUGCUUUGGAUUUGAAAAAGAAAGCUAUGUGGGAAGCCUGGAACUCCCACAAGGGUCUCUCCAAGGAUGCUGCCAAGGAGGCCUACAUCAAGGUCUACGAGAAGUAUGCUCCCAAAUAUGCUUAAAUCAAAUAUUCUGAGAGUUGGUCUUUAAGAAGAAAUAAAAAAAAUAUUAAAAAAAAAAUAAAUAAAUACUGGU
Stomoxys calcitrans (stable fly) is the source of this 397-nucleotide messenger RNA. Its product is annotated as acyl-CoA-binding protein homolog. Lineage: Eukaryota; Metazoa; Arthropoda; Insecta; Diptera; Muscidae. The coding region runs from base 70 to 324 and encodes 84 amino acids. The record is from RefSeq and is a predicted model, not a curated record. The transcript has 2 exons. Gene Ontology annotation, biological process: fatty acid metabolic process. Gene Ontology annotation, molecular function: long-chain fatty acyl-CoA binding.